Cydia fagiglandana is the source of this 1393-nucleotide messenger RNA. RefSeq lists its product as uncharacterized. The transcript has 2 exons. The record is from RefSeq and is a predicted model, not a curated record. Bases 92 to 1000 code for a protein of 302 amino acids. NCBI's taxonomy places the organism in Eukaryota, Metazoa, Arthropoda, Insecta, Lepidoptera, Tortricidae.
UAUCCCACAACUAGCACCGUGGCAUGGAGGUGCUUAUGAAAGGCUAGUAGCAAUUGUUAAGCAUUGCUUAAAGAGAACGCUUCAAAAACAUAUGCUGGAAGACAAUCAACUUUUAACGAUUAUCAAAGAAGUAGAAGCGGUUACUAAUACCAGACCUCUCACUUAUGUAGGAUCAAAUGUAGAGCACAUACUUAAACCUGCGGAUUUCCUAACACCGGGAAAGUGUUUAAGUAUAGAAGUACUCAUGGAAGGUCUACCACUUUCGGGAUCACUGAUCAAACAACAACUUAUAGAAGGUUGGAAUCGUGGCAACAGAAUAAUGGAUGAAUACAAAGAAAUGUUUAUUAACCAAUACUUAUUAAGUCUCAGGGAAAGGUAUCGAAAUUCACCUAAACAGGCUAGGGUGAGGUCUCAUGAAAGUCCAAUGGUUGGAGAUAUAGUACAAAUAAAGGGUGAAGCCAAAAAUAGAGAAGGAUGGAAGGUAGGAAAAAUUUCAGAAUUAAUAAAAGGAAAAGACGGUUUGUGCAGGGUUGCAAAGGUAAAAGUGGGAGACAGUGUGUUCACAAGAUCCAUAGCACAUUUGUAUCCUCUGGAAGCGGAUGAAGAGGCAUCAUUCCAAGAUUCUACGAAAGAAUCCCCAGUGUAUGAAGAUAAAGAAUUACACAUCCGCACUGAUGGUCUUUCUCAGUCCUUACCAUUAAGAACUGAAGAGAGUAACGUCUAUGUUCCUACUAGCUCUAUCAAAGAUCAUCAAAAACUAAGCAAGAAUAAUGAAAACGAUUUAACGAUGGAUCAGAGCGAGUUGUUGGAGAAUACAAGUUCGACACAAAUUAUGGAAACCACUCCAGAACCAGUUCCUUCUGGCAUAGACACAGAAAUGAAUGAUGAAGCGACGUCGAGUCACCAGGCUGAACCAAGUGAUCAACGUCGAGUAGCUGCCGUUCAGGCUAUGGAAAGGAUCCAUAGAUGGACGCAAGAAUUAAUGUCAACUAUCCAAUAAACUCUAUCAAAGAGGCGGGGCAGUGUCGCGAAAUACGCGAUGAUUGUGAAUGCAUACAUAGCAACACUAAGUCCGGAAACGGAAUAGAAAGAAAAACAAAAUAUAUUGUCGAUGGUCGUGGGGAGAAUCAUUGUGCUCUGCUCACCUGCAAUCUUAACCUGGAGUUCUGGGCAUCCCGGGCCAUGUCGUGAGAAGCAAUUAUAAGGUAAGGAUGACCAUAUUUCUACCGUACAGAUUAAAGCCUCAUUUAUCAUAAUGUUAGAUUUUGUAUGUUCAUAGACAAAGUUACAUAAUAACACCAACAAGCGAAGCAGGUAAUUUGUAAUUACUGAGUUAUAAUUUAUAUUGAACUAAGGCAUAAGCUAUAGUGUUGAAAGAUCUCAUAAAUUCCAC